Messenger RNA from Ceratitis capitata (Mediterranean fruit fly), 1966 nucleotides. RefSeq names its product glucose dehydrogenase [FAD, quinone]-like. The record is from RefSeq and is a predicted model, not a curated record. Bases 24 to 1892 code for a protein of 622 amino acids. The transcript is spliced from 2 exons. NCBI's taxonomy places the organism in Eukaryota, Metazoa, Arthropoda, Insecta, Diptera, Tephritidae. Gene Ontology annotation, molecular function: ecdysone oxidase activity; flavin adenine dinucleotide binding.
GGACGCACCAAAAGAUACCUGAAAUGACUGCGACUAUCUUUCAACCGCACUGUCCCAAUCCUAAUGUGGGCCUAGCGAACAGUUUGCUCAGCAGCUUGAUUCAAACAAUCAUAACGGCACAAUGUGCAUUGUCUGCCAGUGAGAACUGGCCAUCGGACUAUGGUGAGGAGGCGCUAAAAAGUGGUUUAGACGACUAUGACUUUCUUGUGGUUGGUGCUGGCACGGCGGGUUCGGUAGUCGCUAGUCGCCUAAGUGAGAAUCCUAAGUGGAAAGUGUUAGUUUUGGAAGCAGGUGGUGAUCCUCCGCAAGAAUCUGAGGUACCCAGUUUUUAUCCCUACACGCUGUUUACAAAUCACACCUGGAACUAUUACACUGAGCCGCAGACACAAACCUGCUUAGCAGCGCGGAAUCAUACGUGCUAUUGGCCGCGCGGUAAAAUGAUCGGCGGCACUGGCGGCAUAAAUGGCAUGAUUUUUCUGCGUGGCAAUCGGCGCGACUACGACAACUGGCUUGCUAAAGGCAAUGUGGGCUGGGGUUGGCGUGAUGUGCUGCCCUAUUUCAAAAAAGCCGUCACACCGGUGGGUAAUAAGACGCAUCCUAUGGGUUAUGUGACGUUGAAUGACUUCAAUUUCUUCUACGACGACAUACUUCAACUGCUCUGCAAUGGCGCCGCAGAGUUAGGCGUGCCACGUGUACAGCAAUUGGGUGACGAUGGUGCUGCCAUUGGUUGUGCGCUCGCGCCGGGCACUGUGGAGCACGGCAAACGCAUGAGCACCGGCAAGACGUAUUUGGGGCGUGUGCGACAACGCCCGAAUCUGCAUGUAAUCAAGCAAGCGCGUGCUAUAAAAAUCAAUUUCGAUGAGAGUGGACAGCGCGCGUUGUCGGUGACAUUUAUGUGGCGCGAAAGAUAUGAAAUGACAGCGAGCAUACAGCGUGAGCUUGUGCUAUCCGCUGGCACAAUUGAUUCGGCGAAAUUGCUGCUACUUUCGGGUGUGGGACCACAAUCACAUCUGGAUAGCAUGAAGAUACCGUUAGUGCACGAUCUGCCUGUUGGGAAUAAUCUGCAGGAUCAUCUAAUGACGAAUAUGUUCUUCACAUUGCACGCGCGACCCAAGCUGCAUAUUAGCACAGAGCAGAGAUUACACAAUUUAUUUGAUUACUUGCUUCAUAGUAAGGGCCCACUCUCCAGUCAUUCCACUACAGCGGUGGUGAGCUUCGUCAAUACACGCCCCAAAAGUGAUGUGCCCUAUCCAACAACGGAGUAUCACAACUUCUUCUAUCAGCAUGGCGACAUUGGCGCUAUGAAUAUUAUUACAGAUUUAGCUGUAUUGCAAUCACGCUAUGCUGAGUUCUUGCGCAGUGUUAUAGAUCAAUCGGAUGUGCUGAACACAUACAAUAUACUUACCCAUCCAAAAUCGGCUGGGCAGAUUCGUUUGAAGAGUAACAAUUACAAAGAUCCACCAAGCAUCAUACCCAAUUAUCUUGCUGACCCAGCUGACAUGGAGAGCAUGUUGCAUGGCAUACGUUACCUUGAACGCUUGGAGCGUACUAAGGCAUAUCGUGCUGUUAAUGCUACCCUCUUGCAUAUACCUAUAGAAGAAUGUGAUAAAUUGAAAUUUAGAAGUGAUGAUUAUUGGCGUUGCUACAUCAAAUACUUCGCCACAACCGUUUACCAUAUAACUGGCACUGUAAAAAUGGGUCCACCCACCGAUGCCACCACCUGUGUGAAUACUCAUUUGCGCUUGCAUGGCACUUGGAAUGUACGUGUGGCAGAUGCAAGUAUUAUGCCCGAUGUGGUCAGCGCUAAUACAAAUGCAGCAACAAUUAUGAUUGCAGAACGUGCAGCAGACUUCAUAAAGGCUGAUUGGGCUGCGUUGGAGUCGAGGGGUUAAAUGUGCCGAACGAACUCCGGCGGUUUAAAGAGAAGGGCGCUUUAAAGAGAAGAGCGGUCAGGCAAUAAAGUAGA